AUGAGGUUCAAGGCUCACUUUCUGUUGGUCAUUUCUGGUGUAAGCCAGCUAGUCUCUGUGAACGCUGCAUCCUGUAACGAUACGAAUGAUGCCUCAGCCUUACUGGAAAGAGUCAUUGACUCAAUCGGAGGACCGAAGGCUCUAACAGAAGUUCAAAGACUGGUGUUCAAAGUUGAAGGCAUCUACCGCUCACAAACCCUGACCCAAAACUACAACCUCUACCACUCCGAUCAAUCCGUCGCCGAGGCAGGCUCGGAGACACUCUCCUUUGACUUCUCGUCAGAUCUCCGCGCUCGCCUCGACCGAUAUUACCGAUACAAUGACUAUUGGAUCUGGGCACAACCGGGCCUAGAGCCGUCCAUGAACUACAGCAUCGUUCUCAAAGAUGGCGAGGACGGAUAUGCUUGCUUUACCGAGAGGCAAAACUCCUUCUUCGUCAACGAUCCGACCCAGACGCUGGGCUAUGCGGAUUCGUUCCUCGCGGAUUAUUUGGUCCAUCAAGCGAAGCAAUUUGCACUUCCCUGGUUGCUGCAGCAGAUGACUCUAUCGGCGUCUCGCCUUCGGGCAUGCGACACGAUCGAACCACUUACUAAGAAUCGCUUCACCGUUCUGGAAUUGGACAACCUUGGGCUCAGUCUCAUCGUGAAUGCAACGAGUCAUCGACCUUACAAGAUACGCUCUCUGGAAACACACGCAACGUAUGGCAAUGUCACAAACGACUUGCUUCUAUCGAAUUACUCCACUGUCGCCUUUGACAACAACCCCGACCUCAAGCUUCAACUGCCCCAUCGCCUGCAAACAAUCUUCAACUCCAGCGACGUUCUCGAAGAUGUCAAGCUGGACAGCAUCUCAGUCAAUUCACCGAUUAAGGCCGGUUUCUUCGACCCCGACUUACCAGCUCAAGACACUUCCUCUCCUCAGGCACCCAAACAAAGCUCCCUCUACCCUCGCUCCGAAGUCCACGAAUUCUUCGAAGCCGGUCUCUGGGGUGGUCCGUUCGAGGCCUUCUUCAACACCUCCGACGUUGUCGUCACGCAUCCAAUCCCUGACAUUCCCCAGAUCAUGGCCGUUUACGUCGGUUACGCAGACUACGUGCAGCUUGUCCUCAAUUUCACCGACGGCGUCCUGAUUACCGAUGCGGCGCCUCACCGGUCUCGGAUCCUAAUUCAAUGGGUCAAAGAAACGCUUAACAAGACCGUUACGCACAUUGUUCCAAGCCAUCACCAUCGCGACCAUGCCGGAGGUGUGCCAGACUAUGUCAAGGCUGGGGCAACACUCGUCGUCCCUGAGGUGGCCAAGAGAUUCUACGCUUCAGUCAACAACGGCAACGUCAGAUUUGCCACAUACAGCGAGAGCAAGCCGUUUGUCUUGAAGGAUGAAAACAUCCAAUUCCGUUCCCUGUGGAGAGAUGAGAGUCCCCACGCGCGAGACUGGUCGUACGGCAUCGCAACAUUGGCAUGUCCGACAGGAGACGAGGGCGUCGUCGCCUUCGUGGCAGAUGUAUGGAGCCCUGAUCCAGACGAUUGCGGUAUGGGAGAUGCCGUGCGAUUCGACAUUGGAUAUGCGAGACAGUGGCUGGAUGCAGCUGUGGAGGACGGGCUACCGAGAGGGACGGUCGUGGUGGGAGCGCACGGGGGGAAUACCACGAUUGACAUGCUGGAGAGUCUGAUUGCCAUCACUGGGUAUGAGUAUCCUGACCUGGGGGCAAAAGACUGGAAGGCUGGUGGUGCACUUUGCGAGCAUCAUAGGUCGUGA
Molecule: messenger RNA, 1755 nt
Organism: Trichoderma citrinoviride
Lineage: Eukaryota; Fungi; Ascomycota; Sordariomycetes; Hypocreales; Hypocreaceae
Exons: 2
Coding region: 1-1755 (584 amino acids)
Source: RefSeq, a predicted model, not a curated record